Molecule: messenger RNA, 3024 nt
Organism: Sungouiella intermedia
Lineage: Eukaryota; Fungi; Ascomycota; Pichiomycetes; Serinales; Metschnikowiaceae
Source: the annotation of a GenBank genome assembly
AUGGCCCCCCUUAGUGUCUCGUCGGCAACUCCGCGCACCCCGGAGAAUUUCGACUCACCUCGGUCUAAACCAGCUUCUAGGGCGCCAGUAUCCGACUACUCCCCGCCUCUGCAGCCAAAUUGGUUUAUCCGUUUAAUAAGAGCAGUGUUUGGCUACAGAAAAACUUCGCUUACAUUCUUGGUGGCAAUCGUGUUAUUUGCAACUGUCAUAUUAUCCUCAAUUGAUAACUCCUUGAGUUUUACCGUUUCUUUGCCCACUGAUGCUUUGGAAUCUUCCGUGUUGGAUAGCCUGUGGGAUUCCCUCCAAAAAAUUGCUUUAGUGGAACAUACUUAUAAUUCUGAAGGAAAUGACUACGUUCACGACCUACUCGAGGAGAAAAUUGCUGCUCUUGUGGCCAAUAAGAAGUACAUUGAAUAUGACAAUGACUUGAAUGGAACUAACAAUAUCAUGACUUCUGUGAACUAUUUGAGUUAUGCAUCUGUUUCGUACUAUGAGAGUAACAACUUGUUGGUGAGAGUAAAUGGGUCGGAUGCAUCACUUCCUGCGUUCUUGGUCAGUGCUCACUACGACUCUGUUCCCUCUUCUUACGGAGUCACUGAUGACGGCAUGGGAGUAGCUUCUAUGCUUGGAUUAUUAGAAUAUUUUGCUGACAAAUCCACCAAACGACCUCUUAGAACUGUCAUCUUUAACUUCAACAAUAAUGAGGAAUUCGGAUUGUAUGGAGCGACCGCUUUUCUCCACCAUCCAUGGUUCCAGCAGAUUAAGUACUUUUUGAACUUGGAAGGUACCGGAGCAGGAGGUAAGGCCAUUUUGUUCAGAGGAACUGACUAUGGUAUCGUGAAGCACUUUUCAAAAGUUCGUUUUCCGUAUGCGACGUCGUUGUUCCAGCAGGGAUUUAACAACAAGCUCAUCCACAGUGAGACUGACUAUGCAAUCUACAAAAGCAUGGGAAAACUCCGCGGACUAGACUUAGCCUUCUACAAGCCAAGAGAUAUCUAUCAUACAGGUGCUGAUAACAUUAAGAAUACCAACAAGAAGUCAUUAUGGCACAUGUUGUCCAACACUAUUGACUUCACUCAGUUUAUUGCCUACGAGAAAAUCGACUUGGAUGAGGAAUACAUGGGUGGCGAGGCUGCGAACAGUAGCAAUGACUACGCUGCAUACCUGUCGUUCUUCAACUACUUUGUGGCAUUCUCGCUUUCACAGGUUGUCAUUGUUAACAUCGUUCUACUUGUUGUGUCUCCCAUCUUGUCACUUUUACUUCUUGUGCUAAUUUUCCAGUACAAAAAGGGUUGGGGCGUCAACUUUAUCAACGUGAUCAAAUUUCCCAUUUCUUUCGUUCUUUCUGUCAUUAUCUUAAGUUUCAUCACAGAUGUUCUUAUUGUUCCUACAAAUCUGUACUUGGUUAACAGUUCUCCAGGUACGUUGGUGUCAACGUUGUUUGCGUUGUUUUUGUUUUUGAACUAUGCAUUCUUGAAUGGCCUUAACUUUAUUUUCAAGCCUUUUAAGGGACAUCAACAUGAUGAGAAGUUGAUAGUGAUCAUCGAAGCUUCUUUCAUUACGUGGGUGAUAUUGUUGUGGUCCACUGUGAAGCAAUCACACAACAAAAUUGGUGACGAUCAUACCGGAGAAUUUAUUCUUACGGUGUUGUUUGUUCUUCAAUCCGCAGCUGCUCUAUUCGGAUUGUUUGGCUGGAGCUUGAAGUCUCCAAGGAGAAUCGCAUUAAGUGAAGGUGAGUCCCAGCCUUUGAUAGGAUCGAGUUCUCAACAUCGCUAUCACUCUCACUCCGAUGAUGAAGACUCUAUUGCUGAAUCUUCUUCUCUAUCCUUGCAAUCUGGAUUCUCUGAAGGUUGCUCAGUUCACGAGAAGAAGUCCUUCAGCUACGACUGGCUCCUCCAAUUUUUGCUUAUUGUGCCAUUAUCCUCCUUGAUUAUCUACAAUUCUGGCUUUUUGGUCUUGGCCGGUAUUAAUAAGUCGAUCCAGGAAUCACUUGAAGCUCAAGAUUUUAUCUAUAAGAUUAUUCAGGCAUUCGUUAUUGUUUGGGCGAUUCCGUUUUUGCCAUUCAUUUUCAAAUUGAACAGAGUUUUUGUCCUUGCAUUGCUCAUUGCAUUAAUCCAAGGAGGACUUGUUAUUAGUACGAAGUCUGCUUUUGAUGUUGAGAAUCCAUUGAAAUUGAGGUUCCUUGAAACUAUUGAUUUGAAUGCCAACCCCUUUACCAACACCGUUAGUGUUAGUGGCCGUCUGAUGAAAUUGAUUGAAAACAUUUUGGAGGACAUUCCUUCCUUCAAAGAUAAUAAGGCAGAAUUGCUCACAUCCUCUCUUGGGGAUGGUAUGCUGUUGUAUUCUUAUGGAUCGCAAUUAACACCGGAUUUUAUACCCGGUAAUUCUAUUCAAGAUUACUUGACUAUUGAGGUGUUGAGAAAUUCGUCUUCAGGUUCCGACUCUCCGUUCGGCUUGUUAACAGGAGAGAUCGAAAUCAUUGCUCCAAAGAAUAGGAACUGUAAAGUCUCGUUUAAUGUGACUGACAAAGUGAUUAAGAUUUUUGACGGAGUGGAAUCAUCAUCUUCAACACAUUCCCCAGUGAAAACUGUCAUUGUUUACAAAGAUGAGAAGAAAGGAAAUGGCAGCGACGUCGAGCUGUAUAACACAGCAGGUAUCCCUGAGGGAUUUUCGAGAGAUCACGACGGAAACUACCUUUUCAAGGAUUUCGAGGGCAUUGGCCAAUUGCAAUUAAACAAACUUGACUGGGACAAGAAAUAUCACAUUGCAUUCCAGUGGGUGCCAGAGGUCGUGGAGUCCGAUUUUUCUGUCGAUUCUGAUGUUGAAGCACAAAAAAUAAAUGUGAAGCAGUUGGGUGUGAAUGUGGAAUGUUACUGGAGUGGACUGUCGGAUGUGGAUGAAUUUAUUGCUGAAUCGGAACAGAUUCCAGCUUACAAGGAGCUUUUGCAUUACUCGCCUAACUACGUGAAGUGGGCCAACAGAGAUCGUGGAUUGGUCUCUGUGACGAAGUAUGCUGAGAUUUAG